Molecule: messenger RNA, 1959 nt
Organism: Oncorhynchus mykiss (rainbow trout)
Lineage: Eukaryota; Metazoa; Chordata; Actinopteri; Salmoniformes; Salmonidae
Product: ribonuclease inhibitor-like
Molecular function (GO): protein binding
Source: RefSeq, a predicted model, not a curated record
AUGACAAUCAUCCUUACUUCAUUGAAAUGUCCACACUCUAAAUUGGAGACACUAAGGCUAAACAGAUGUUCCCUGACCAAGAAAUGUUGUGAAGUGUUGGCAUCAGCUCUCAAGGCAAGCCUCUCUUCCCUGACAAAACUGGACCUGAGUCACGAUGACCUGCACGAUACAGGAGUGAAAUGGCUCUCCGCUGGUCUGCAGAAUCCAAACUGUAAACUAGAGAUACUAAGGCUAUCAUUCUGUGGUGUGACAGAGGAGGACUGUAAUUAUCUGGCAUCAGCUCUGGGGUCCAACCCCUCCCAUCUAAGAGAGCUGGACCUGAGCUUCAAUCACCCAGGAGAAUCAGGCUUGAAGGUUCUUUCAGCUAGACUGGAGGAUCCACACUAUAGACUGGAGAAACUCGACGUGGACCAUAAUGAAGAGUUCUGGGUGAAACCAUGGCUAUUUAGGAAGUAUGCUUGCAAGCUCACACUGGACCCAGACACAGAACACAGACGCCUCUCUCCCUCUGAGAGGACCGAACAGGUGAGGGUGAUGGAAAAUAAUCAACAAUAUCCUGCUCAUCCAGAGAGGUUUGAACACUGGCCACAGGUGCUGUGUAAAGACGGUUUGACUGGGCGAUGUUACUGGGAGGUACAGUGGAACAGGAUUGAGACUAAGAUCUGGGUGUACAGUGGAACAGGAUUGAGACUAAGAUCGGGGUGUACAGUGGAACAGGAUUGAGACUAAGAUCGGGGUGUACAGUGGAACAGGAUUGAGACUAAGUUCGGGGUGCACAGUGAAACAGGAUUGAGACUAAGAUCGGGGUGUACAGUGGAACAGGAUUGAGACUAAGAUCGGGGUGCACAGUGGAACAGGAUUGAGACUAAGAUCGGGGUGUACAGUGAAACAGGAUUGAGACUAAGAUCGGGGUGUACAGUGGAACAGGAUUGAGACUAAGAUCGGGGUGUACAGUGGAACAGGAUUGAGACUAAGAUGGGGGUGUACAGUCGAACAGGAUUGAGACUAAAAUCGGGGUGUACAGUGGAACAGGAUUGAGUCUAAGAUCGGGGUGUACAGUGGAACAGGAUUGAGACUAAGAUCGGGGUGUACAGUGGAACAGGAUUGAGACUAAGAUCGGGGUGUACAGUGGAACAGGAUUGAGACUAAGAUCGGGGUGUACAGUGGAUCAUGAUUGAGACUAAGAUCGGGGUGCACAGUGGAACAGGAUUGAGACUAAGAUCGGGGUGUACAGUGGAACAGGUUUGAGACUAAGAUCGGGGUGUACAGUGGAACAGGUUUGAGACUAAGAUCGGGGUGCACAGUGGAACAGGAUUGAGACUAAGAUCGGGGUGUACAGUGGAACAGGCUUGAGACUAAGAUCGGGGUGUACAGUGGAACAGGUUUGAGACUAAGAUCGGGGUGCACAGUGGAACAGGAUUGAGACUAAGAUCGGGGUGUACAGUGGAACAGGUUUGAGACUAUGAUCGGGGUGUACAGUGGAACAGGCUUGAGACUAAGAUCGGGGUGUACAGUGGAACAGGAUUGAGACUAAGAUCGGGGUGACAUAUAAAGAUAUCAGCAGAAAAAGACAUAGCCGUCUCUGUAAACGUGGAUCCAAUGACAAAUCCUGGUGUCUAACUGCUCUGGAAAAUAUAUCACUUGGCAUGGUUACUCUGUCUGGUCUGCCACAACAAUGAAGAGGAAGAUAUACCUCUCCCACCCCCCAACAACUCCCUUAAACCCCAGGGAGAAUCCCAACCCGCCAAAAGAGUAGGUUUAUCAGAACUGGCCGGCCGGCAUUUUGUCCUUCUACAGAGUCUCUUCUGACACAGUGCCACACCUGUAUACAUUCCAGACCACAUUCAAUGAGCCCCUCUACCCAGGGUUUAUGCUUGAACUGGGCAUUGUCAGGAUUUGACACCUAGCACUGUCCUUCUCUGUUGUACAAUUUAUUCAAAUGAGAAAGAAUUAAGGGAC